Cyprinodon variegatus (sheepshead minnow) is the source of this 1448-nucleotide messenger RNA. RefSeq names its product G2/mitotic-specific cyclin-B2-like. Gene Ontology annotation, biological process: mitotic cell cycle phase transition; regulation of cyclin-dependent protein serine/threonine kinase activity. The transcript is spliced from 7 exons. The record is from RefSeq and is a predicted model, not a curated record. The coding region runs from base 104 to 1108 and encodes 334 amino acids. Gene Ontology annotation, cellular component: nucleus; cytoplasm; cyclin-dependent protein kinase holoenzyme complex. Gene Ontology annotation, molecular function: cyclin-dependent protein serine/threonine kinase regulator activity. NCBI's taxonomy places the organism in Eukaryota, Metazoa, Chordata, Actinopteri, Cyprinodontiformes, Cyprinodontidae.
AUUUGAACGCUGCCAGCCUGUCGCUUCAUGAACAGCCUCCUGCUGCAGCUACAGUCGCUCUCUGCUUGUUUUUCUGGGUUUUUCCGCCUGAUUUCUUCUCCUCAUGGCCGCCAUGGAGGUUCGAGCUGCGCCGCUGCAGGCCGCAGAGGAGCCUCUGAAGAAGGGGAAAAGCUCCGCAGCGGCUCCCAGUAGAGCUGCUCUGGGAGAGAUGACCAACCUCCCCGCAGCUGAGGCCAACAUGAAGAGGAGGGCAGCAUCUAAGAAGGCCUCCAGCUCCCAGAAACCUAAACCGGCCCAGGACCGUGGGGGUGUGGUCCAGGUUCCCGCCGCCGCUCCGCUUCCCGCUCUUCCAGAGGAGUCGGCCGAUGCGUCCAUGAAGGAGGAGCAGGAGCUGUGCCUGGCAUUCUCUGGGACGCUGCUGGCGGUGCAGGAUGUGGACGAGCGGGACGCAGACGAGCCUCAGCUCUGCUCUCAAUAUGUCAGAGAUAUCUACGCCUACCUGCACCUCCUGGAGGUGCAGCAGGACGUACGUGCCGACUACAUGAAGGGCUUAGAGAUCACGCCGCAGAUGAGGGCGAUCCUCGUUGACUGGCUGGUUCAGGUCCACUCCCGCUUCCAGCUGCUGCAGGAGACCCUGUACCUCACCGUGGCCAUCCUGGACCGCUUCCUGCAGGUCCAGCCGGUGUCCCGGAGGAAGCUGCAGCUGGUCGGGGUCACGGCCAUGCUGGUGGCCUGUAAGUACGAGGAGAUGUACUCCCCGGAGGUAGGAGACUUCGCCUACAUCACAGAUGACGCCUUCAGCAAGCCUCAGAUCCUGGAGAUGGAGCAGCUGGUCCUGAGGAGAAAUAGAGUGAAUAGAAUUCUGAAGGCUUCUCCUCUUCCUCAGACGCCCACCCAGCAGCAUUACUCCACCUACGAUGAGGCCCACCUGAAGCCAAUCAUGCAGCACCUGGCUAAGAACGUGGUGAUGGUGAACGAGGGGAAGACCAAGUUCCUGGCCGUGAAGAAGAAAUACUGCAGCAGCAAACUGAUGAAGAUCAGCCUCCUUCCUCAGCUGAGCUCCUCCAUCAUCCAGAAGAUGGCAGCUCCUCUCAUCAAAGCCUCCUGAGACCAUUUUUUAAUUUAUUUUUUUUAAUUUAAGCGACUUUAUCACUUGCACUUUAAUGGACUUGUUCUCUGAGCCGGGCCGACCCGCUGCUCUACUGGUUCUGUUUUAGAGGUCCUGUUUUGUUAAUUUUUAGCUGUUCAGCAGAAACUGUGGCGAAAUGUGAGUCUUUGCUGGAUUUUCAAUAAAGUUUAAAUUCCUGGAAGGUUUCCCCUCUCUCUGUCCAGAACUUCCUGAAUCCAAACCUAAAGCUGCCAUAUUUUCAAUCGUUGCACGCAGCUACAGCGAUGAAACCGCGGGGUUUAAAAGUUCACAGCUCACUAUGUUCUCGCACGCUCUGAUG